AAGAAAAAAAAGAAUAUGCCAUUGCAAUGUGCCUAUGUUCCUGAAAAACAUUCUCAGAUACCAAGUCGCUCUUUUACAACAUUAGAUAACAUAGCGUACCGCAACCCCUUAUUUCUUUCUUAUAAUAAUUACAUAAAUUUCUGCUAGCACAUGUUGUGUUUUUAUUCUCUUCCUUCACUCUCUGUAUUCUCUCAUCACCGCUCUCUCUUUCAGGAUUCUGGAACUUGUUUCUAUGGUGGUUUUGGAAAUCCCAAAGAGAGUUUUAUUUGCAAGGCUUUGAAUCAAGUGAAGUGAUCCGAAUAAGUGCAAGGCUGUUUAAUGGGUUCUGAUAAGCAGUCUGUUGGUUUACUGGAGACACUCAAAAUGGAGAGAGUUAGAACAAUUUUUACUCCGGCAUAUCCGUACCCACAUGAACAUUCACGGCAUGCUAUAAUUGCUGUUGUUAUAGGUUGCCUGUUUUUUAUCUCAUCAGAUAACAUCCAUACUCUUGUAGAGAAGUUGGACAACAAUAUUAAAUGGUGGUCUAUGUAUGGCUGUUUGCUUGGUUUCUUCUAUUUCUUUUCAUCUCCAUUUAUAGGGAAGACUAUUAAACCAAGCUAUUCUAAUUUCAGUCGGUGGUACAUAGCCUGGAUUUUAGUAGCAGCUGUGUAUCAUCUUCCUAGUUUUCAGUCAAUGGGAGUGGAUAUGAGGAUGAAUCUGUCAAUGUUUUUAACAAUAUUUGUCUCUUCUAUUUUGUUUCUUAUUGUAUUCCAUAUUAUCUUUUAUGGUCUUUGGUACAUUGGCCUUGUUUCACGUGUGGCUGGAAAGAGACCAGAGAUCUUGACCAUUCUUCAAAAUUGUGCUGUUCUUAGUAUAGCCUGCUGUGUUUUUUAUAGUCAUUGCGGCAACCGUGCUAUUUUGAGAGAGAGACCGCUUGAACGGAAAAACUCUAAUUGGUUUGCUUUUUGGAAAAAACAAGAGCGAAACACAUGGCUUGCAAAGUUCCUCCGUAUGAAUGAGUUGAAAGACCAGGUCUGCUCAUCUUGGUUUGCUCCAGUUGGUUCAGCAAGUGAUUAUCCACUUUUGUCCAAAUGGGUUAUCUAUGGCGAGUUAGCUUGCAAUGGCUCAUGUGUUGGUUCAGCGGAUGGAAUAUCUCCCAUAUACUCACUAUGGGCUACAUUUAUAGGUCUUUACAUUGCCAAUUAUGUAGUGGAAAGGUCAACAGGGUGGGCUCUUGCUCAUCCUGUGUCAGUUAAAGAAUAUGAGAAAUUCAAGAAGAAGCAAAUGAAGCCUGAUUUUUUGGAUAUGGUUCCUUGGUAUUCAGGGACAUCAGCUGAUUUAUUCAAGACUGUUUUUGAUCUCCUGGUAUCAGUAACUGUCUUUCUUGGUCGUUUUGACAUGCGUAUGAUGCAGGCAGCAAUGAGCAAGGUUCAAGAUGGAGGAGAACAAGGCGAUCUUCUAUAUGAUCAUUUAAGUGAAAAGGAUGAGAUGUGGUUUGACUUCAUGGCUGAUACUGGUGAUGGUGGGAACUCAUCGUAUGCUGUGGCACGACUACUUGCUCAGCCUUCCAUUCGUCUCACUAGAGGUGAUUCUGUGGUUACCCUACCACGUGGAAACUUGCUACUUAUUGGAGGAGAUCUAGCGUACCCUAAUCCGUCAGCAUUCACAUAUGAAAGGCGUUUCUUCCGUCCUUUUGAGUAUGCUCUCCAGCCCCCUGUGUGGUAUAAGCCAGAGCACGUAGCUGUAAACAAGCCUGAGGUACCUUGUGGGGUGUCUGAACUGAAGCAAUAUGAUGGACCUCAGUGUUUUGUUAUUCCUGGAAACCAUGAUUGGUUUGAUGGUCUUAAUACCUUUAUAAGGUAUAUAUGUCAUAAAAGCUGGUUGGGCGGGUGGUUUAUGCCUCAAAAGAAGAGUUAUUUUGCUUUGCAACUCCCUAAAAGGUGGUGGGUAUUUGGUCUCGAUCUAGCACUCCUUGGUGAUAUUGAUGUAUACCAAUUCAAAUUCUUUUCAGAAGUAGUAAAGAACAAGGUUGGUGAUGAGGACUCUGUGAUCAUUAUGACACAUGAACCAAGUUGGCUUAUUGAUUGGUAUUGGGAUGACGUGUCUGGGAAGAAUAUCUCGCACCUGAUAUCUGAUUAUUUGAAAGGAAGGUGCAAGCUUCGAAUGGCUGGGGACCUGCAUCACUAUAUGCGCCAUUCCUCUGUUAAAUCAGAUGGGCCAGUUCAUGUGCCACACCUACUAGUAAAUGGUUGUGGUGGGGCAUUUCUGCAUCCCACUCAUGUUUUUAGUAAAUUUAAAAAAUUUCAAGGAGUUUCUUAUGAGUGCAAGGCUGCAUAUCCUUCGUAUGUCGAUUCAAGCAGGAUUGCACUGGGAAAUAUUUUGAAGUUUCGGAAGAAGAAUUGGCAAUUUGAUUUUAUUGGUGGCAUUAUAUACUUUAUAUUGGUCUUUUCUAUGUUCCCACAGUGCAAGCUCGAUCACAUCUUGCAAGAGCGUUCAUUUUCAGGUCACUUGAGGAGCUUCAUCGGCACAGUGUGGAGUGCUUUUAUAUACAUGCUGGAACAUUCUUAUGUAUCUUUAGCAGGUGCUCUGCUAUUGCUAAUUGUAGCAAUCACAUUUGUACCCCCGAAAGUGUCUCGGAAGAAAAGGGUAAUAAUCGGAGUUCUUCAUGUUUCUGCUCACUUGGCUUCAGCUUUAAUUCUUAUGUUGCUGUUGGAACUGGGUGUUGAGACGUGUGUCCAGCAUAAACUACUAGCAACCUCAGGUUAUCACACUUUAUAUCAGUGGUACCGCACGGUGGAAAGUGAGCACUUUCCAGAUCCAACUGGCCUUCGAGCUCGUAUAGAACAAUGGACCUAUGGCCUUUAUCCAGCAUGUAUCAAGUAUCUCAUGUCUGCAUUUGAUAUUCCAGAGGUCAUGGCUGUAACACGGAGCAACCUAUGCAAGAAUGGAAUAGAUUCACUCUCUCGAGCCGGUGCUUAUGUAUACUAUGCUUCAGUCUUCCUUUACUUUUGGGUCUUCUCAACCCCUGUGGUUUCCUUGGUGUUUGGAAGCUACUUAUACAUCUGCAUAAACUGGCUUCACAUACACUUCGAUGAAGCCUUCUCCUCUUUAAGAAUUGCAAAUUAUAAAGCAUUCACUCGUUUCCAUAUCAAGUCUGAUGGUGAUCUUGAAGUUUUCACCCUUGCUGUUGAUAAGGUCCCAAAGGAAUGGAAGCUGGACCCUGAUUGGGAAGCGGAGUCAAAAGAAUCUCGGCAGUUUAGCCACCUUAAUAAGUUCCCCAGCAAAUGGAGUGCAGCUGCUACUCAUCAAGACCCACUUCAUACUGUUAAGAUUGUUGAUCAAUUUGUUAUACAGAGAACUGAUAAAUCUGAUAUUGGAUCAAGUAAUGGGUCAGUCAAUCAGUGACCUGUGCUUCUCAAUUGUAAUAUUAAUGUAGUCCUAGGAAGCAAUGGAAAAAAAAAAAAUCAAAAAAAGAGGAAAAAGAAAAAUUUAAUGUUAUACUUCUUGAGGUUCUAUUUUCCAGCUGUCUGCUGCCUAUAUAUAGGGCGCUAAGUGCUAUUAGAUCUGUCUCACAUGGACCCCAAGUGUUCUUAGGACUCAGAUUAGGUGUCUAACUAACUAGUAUUUACUAAAUAGGUUUCUUUCUAGAUUGUUGUAUAGUAAAAUAUGCGAUGGUUAUUAAGAUCACAGGUUGCUUUUAAAUUAUUUUAUUUUAUUUUAAAAAUUGGUCAGGACUUGGUGUUGUGAAUGCCCUUGAAGGCUAACAUUGGAAAGAUCUGGUUGCUUUCGUAUAAAAUAGAUGUCCGAUAUUUUCGUUUGCCA
Quercus robur (English oak) is the source of this 3801-nucleotide messenger RNA. RefSeq lists its product as uncharacterized. Gene Ontology annotation, molecular function: hydrolase activity. Lineage: Eukaryota; Viridiplantae; Streptophyta; Magnoliopsida; Fagales; Fagaceae. Bases 319 to 3384 code for a protein of 1021 amino acids. The transcript is spliced from 16 exons. The record is from RefSeq and is a predicted model, not a curated record.